CAUAAACAAACAUUAAAAUGUCAAAAUAUUGAAAUUACAAAAUAAUAUUGAACAACGUUAUUUGCAUCUAGGGAAACGCGGUUUGAAAUAGCAUACAUUUUACAGUAAGCUUCAGAAUAAUGCAAUCAUGGCGUCCCAACUAGGUUUGCCGAAAUCCGUGGGAUUUAACGAAAGGGCAAAAAGGACAUUUAAGCAUAAGUUACCACCGUUCACAGGACCUUAUCUGUUAGCAAAGGAUAACUCACUGGACAGUGAAGAGGGUCUAGUUGCGACAACUAAAGGUUUAAAGGAUGACCCGAAAUCACCGAAGAAAGAAGUUGAUCGUUAUAAACGUUCCUCUACCUUUAUCAACUAUAUUGUGCAAAAUGUCGACAUCAGGAGAAAAUUCCCAGACGCCGAACUGAAAAGGCAGACAGCGCAGGUGGAAAUACUUGUCCAAAUGAUAUGUGGACUUCUUGGAAAAAAGGACUCCGAAUUGACAAUUAAGGAAAUCAUAAGACGAGGGAGCUUUUAUGAACUGUAUAAGAUUAUACGACCUGAUGAGUUUGAUUUCCUAUGUGUAUUGGCAAAGUCAUUUGCACGAAAGAAAAUCUCUGUUCAGCUGGAUAUUUUCGGAGGCAGUAAACUUGGUAAGUUAGGGGAACACAUGGUGUCAAGUCUGCUUAAGAAGGACCCCGACUGCAGACGGGAAAUAUUUAACAAGGAUAAAGGACUGUAUACAGUCAAAGAAGAAAAAAGUAACAAUUCUGAAAAUGAGCCGUCUGAUUCUGAAAACGAGUCGUCUGAUUCUGAAAACGAGUCGUCUGAUUCUGAUAAUGAGUCGUCUGAUUCUGAUAAUGAGAGUUCACACUCUCUGAUGCACUCCCUGAGAGCUGAGAUUAUUAAAAUCCUGCAGCAAAUGAGGGGCCUUAACUUUAUAGGGGAGAGAGAUCUUGAAUCAAAAGAUUCUACCACUCCGUAUCCUGAAGGUACAGUAGCUAUUCAUGGUGACCUACAUGGCCCUAGUGUUACAUUGCGGUACGGUGGUCCCAUAUGUACCGUCGAUGUAGAUUUAUGCUUCUGCGUUGAUACGGAACCUAAUGAGCUUGGACGAUGCGUCUUGGUUAAGAAACCAGAAAAACCCGAAUUCAAUUAUUUGAAUGAGGAAGUCAUGUUCCCCGAUUGGAUUGAAUCACAAGUAGAACAUCCCAUUAAUGCUAAAUAUACAUUGGUUGCGCCACAUGGCCAGCUAUUUUUGGCGUUGAAGUUCAUUGUUUAUUGCACUGCUCGAGCAUCUGGUAAUAAAGCAAUGUCGUCGUAUACAUUGAAAAUGAUGUUACUAGACCAUCAAAAGAGGUGUCAGACAGUUGAAGUUGGGGAAUGUUUCGAGACAUUCGUGAUCGAUACAGUCAAAUCUGUUGGGAAAGCUAAUCGUCGUAAAAACAAAUUUGAGUUGAACUUACGAUCGACUAAUAUUGACAGGCUACAUUGUUUCGACGUUUUCUAUCAUGGCAGAAAAAUGAAACCAUUUACGAAUAAUUCCGACGUCAAACCCGAGAUAUGUGUAGCAUUGGUUUGGUUUAUGCAGCAUGUACGACACAGUACAGACGAAACAUGGUGGGACAGACUCCUAGAUCAGAAUUUCCUUUUUGAUUUCGAAAAGAAGGCAGGACAACCCGACACGUUACAAUCCUUUUUAGCGGCGCUGGAAUAUCAUGAAUCAUACCAUGAUAUAGCACAAUUGAAAUGGCGGCAUGAGGACGGUGCAACAACGCGCGUGACAAUUAAACAUGGAGACGGAGAGAGUGAGGACUCUUUCUUCUGAUGAAAUGGAUCAAAUUUUGGGCGAAUUACAUGAUAAUGUGAAAGGAGAAAUAAGGAAUGUUUUGAAACAUUUGUGAUUGAUACGAUUGAAGCUAAUGGUUAUAUAAUUUCCACUUAGUUUUUAAGCUGGGCAGGCGAAUGAGACCAAUAAGCUAUGAUUCCGACGUCAAGCUCGACAUAAUUAAGCUCGUCACUUUCGAUUCUGUAUAAAGUAAGACACAGUAUAAACAAAUCUCGAUGAGACAGCUUCCUUCAUCAGAACUCCCCGAUGGAAGAGGAAAAAGAAAC
Messenger RNA from Owenia fusiformis, 2091 nucleotides. The record is from the annotation of a GenBank genome assembly. NCBI's taxonomy places the organism in Eukaryota, Metazoa, Annelida, Polychaeta, Sabellida, Oweniidae.